GAAGGUGAUUUUGACCGGAUUAAAAUGGAACAUCUGAUUAAGCGCCGCUUUAAUUUCGAUCAGUCGUUUGCCAUUUAUGAAGGUACAGUAUCUGUACUCACCUGUUUUUGUGGUGCAGCGGUUCGCAGUGAGCAUCGAUGCUACCGGUGAAAUUCACCAGAAUGAUCAGCAUAACCGGAAUUUUUCCGUAAAGCACAUCCGUCGAGUGUGUAAUUAAACCAAACGUCUAACGGAUUCUUACCGCUCGAAUCAGCAGAUGCUCAGGCCUUCCAGAUGCUUCUUUAGCGGUUAACACGGCCAGUGGGCAUGCCGUGGAUGGAGUGUUCAACGGGAUCCACUUCCAGUGCGCCGGAUGACGGGAAUGGAGUAGCCAGUCGCACGCGGGCCGGAACGCAUAGCCAACAUCCAGCAGCGGCGUCCUGGUCGCGAUCCGGAGUACAGCCAAAGCUCAUGCGCGGAGUGAGUGAUGAGGAUAUGGAGGGACACGGGAGUAAUGUGCAGGGUAAAGAUGAAGGCAGUAACUCCAGUCUACAGGGAAGUUUUCAUGGGGAGGAAGUUGGCUUUUCAGAAGAGGUCUCACGGAAGCGGUAGUGUCUCGUCUGCGACGAUUCGGCUAGUGGCUACCAUUACGCACUAAUACUUAAUUACACCGGUUGCUGCGUAAUCCGGGCGCGUUAGUGGAAAGAAAUACAGUCUCAAACGUUCGACGCUGUUCCAUAUGUUUUCCGCCAAAAUUCCAAUUUUCAGUAUUUGUGUGGAAUUACUGAACCGGAUUGUCUGCUAGUAUUGCACUCGAUGUCCCCUUCCGAGUACAGCAUCCAGCGGAGGAAGAAGUGUGGCACGGAAAAUCUUUAACGGAAAAUCACAUUCGUGAUACAUCUGGAUUCGAUUUUGUGCACGCUUUAUCUGAUCUGGAGUGUUUUUGAAUAUGUCUUCACAUUCGGCAAUUGAUUAAUUACCUAGCAAAUUUUUGUAACGGCCUAGCUAAGUUUACUGUAUUGCAGCCGGUGACCGAGUUAAAUCAGAACUGUUUCCGCUGCGGCAAAUGUGGUGGUGAUCUGCCGAAGGAAUUCCAUAUGCGCAACGAUGUUCCAAUCUGCAACAAAUGUCACAAGAAACAUAUGACGCGGAUAAUCAAGAGCGGGAGCGCAUCAGCGAGACGGUGGUGCGCGAAGAGCGUCCCGACGGCAGCCGGCAUACGGAGACCAUGGUGCGCGCUAAGACGCCGGUAAUCCUAACUCGAAGGAGGUGCGGGAUUAUCGUGAGCAGACGACCACCAUCCACCAUGGCGGCGACACGGGAACGUUCGUCCGCGAAGGCGAGAUGAACUAUACGGGUGAACGGGUAGGCCAUCAGGGUCAGUGCAACGAUAUCGGUCAGCCGAUCCACCGGCAGAGCAAUUUGCGCACCAAUGUCCAGGGGAAUGGCUGCUCGGGGUGCAUUGAACCGAUUGCCGAUGGGGAUCAUGUGCACGCCAAAGGACGACAUUUCCAUCGUAACUGCUUUGAUAGUGCGCAUUCCGGUGAAUGCUACGGAUGCGGUGAGAAGCUGCGCUUGACCGAGCCAUCAGUGAGCGUGGCGGUUUUGGGACGCGAAUGGCAUACCGGUUGCUUGAGCUGUGGACACUGCAACAACAAUAUUACUGGACAAUUUCAAUGGGCCAACGAUCUGCCGCUGUGUGAAAAGUGUUAUCGCGAACGCAUUGCACCUGGUUGUGCUUCGUGCAAGGAGCCGAUCUUGGGAGACAAACUGAAGGCAAUGAAUAUGUACUGGCAUCGGGAUUGCUUCCACUAUCAGCUUAUUCGAGAAAUGGAGAAGCUGAACGCGGAUCGCACAGUUCACGGAAUAAUUUUGCAAGUACGCAACAACUGGACACGAAGUUAAUCUUUUUCGGCAUGGAGGAAUUUACAUUUUUUUUCUAAAAAAUUUGUAUUUUAAUACGUCUAUAGCUUGUCUCCAUAGACGUAAUUGUCUCUAUAGCUUUCAAUAAUGUCUCCAGUUAUGGAAGGUUUCGCCUUGGCAUUAUUCUGCUUGCUGAUGUUUUGUUUUUAAUACGUCGAUACGUGCGUUCAAAGCGAUCAAGAAUUAAGGU
This is a messenger RNA of Paramacrobiotus metropolitanus, 2092 nucleotides long. Its product is annotated as four and a half LIM domains protein 3-like. Bases 1324 to 1884 code for a protein of 186 amino acids. Gene Ontology annotation, molecular function: transcription coregulator activity. NCBI's taxonomy places the organism in Eukaryota, Metazoa, Tardigrada, Eutardigrada, Parachela, Macrobiotidae. The record is from RefSeq and is a predicted model, not a curated record. Gene Ontology annotation, cellular component: nucleus; Z disc. The transcript is spliced from 5 exons.